Molecule: messenger RNA, 639 nt
Organism: Dermacentor silvarum
Lineage: Eukaryota; Metazoa; Arthropoda; Arachnida; Ixodida; Ixodidae
Exons: 1
Coding region: 58-639 (193 amino acids)
Source: RefSeq, a predicted model, not a curated record
CGUCUGCCUUUCCUAGUCCUAUCCCUCUGCCAACCUGGUCAGGCAAAGAGAGCAGCUAUGGUUCGAGACAUGGUUCUCAAGCAGGUAGUAGUAACUGUUUGUCGCGUCAGCAAGCGGAGCAGUAUCAGAGGCAGCUUGAGGAAGCCCGAAGGCGAGAAGAACAACAGCGGCGAGAACAGCAACAGCGACAGGAACAGCAAAGACGAGAACAACAACAACGACAAGAACAGCAGCGACGUGAACAGCAACGACAGGAACAGCAACGGCGGGAACAACAACAACGACAAGAACAGCAACGGCGAGAACAACAACGACAGGAACAGCAGCGGCGAGAACAACAACGGCAGGAACAGCAACGACGAGAACAACAACAACGACAAGAACAGCAACGACGAGAACAACAACAACGACAAGAACAGCAACGGCGAGAACAACAACGACAGGAACAGCAACGACGGGAACAGCAGCGACAGGAACAGCAACGACGGGACCAACAACAGCGACAGGAACAGCAGCGAAGAGAACAACAACGACAGGAACAGCAACGACGAGAACAACAACGGCAGGAAGAGCAACGACGAGAACAACAACGGCAAGAACAGCAAAGACAACAGAGUUAUAAUAAAAAAACAUGGUUGA